Molecule: messenger RNA, 3563 nt
Organism: Trachemys scripta elegans
Lineage: Eukaryota; Metazoa; Chordata; Testudines; Emydidae
Gene: GRM3
Product: glutamate metabotropic receptor 3
Exons: 6
Coding region: 312-2981 (889 amino acids)
Biological process (GO): G protein-coupled glutamate receptor signaling pathway; regulation of synaptic transmission, glutamatergic
Cellular component (GO): membrane
Molecular function (GO): group II metabotropic glutamate receptor activity
Source: RefSeq, a predicted model, not a curated record
GCGCUGCCAGCGGGACUCGGUCCAGAGCGGGGGGGACGAGGGAGACUCUCCUCUCCCCGCACAAGUUUGGACCUUCCGGGGGGUGGCGAACUCCCUCGUGGAUCUUAAAGGGCACAUGAGAGGGAGCGCGGAGCCCGGCAGCGAUCCGGAGCCCAGGAGCAGCCGCGCACCCGCGCCGGCCGGCCGGGAGGUCCCUUCCCGCACGGGACUUGAUGGAAAGUCUUGUUGGCUUGUUCUUCCCUUGCUUGUGGGACAGCACUUCACAUUUGGCAAUGGGUCAAGAGGACUAAGGGGCAUGUCUACUUCUGCUCAUGCUUCUUAAAGCUGCCAAACCAGGACCAAUGAAGAUGUUCACCAGGCUGCAGGUGCUUGCCCUUGCUUUGCUCUGCAAAGGAGUUUUCCUUUCCCUAAGUGACCAUAACUUUUUAAGAAAGGAAAUUAAGAUAGAAGGAGACUUAGUCUUAGGUGGUUUAUUCCCAAUUAAUGAAAAAGGCACCGGGACGGAAGAAUGUGGGAGAAUCAAUGAAGACCGAGGCAUCCAGCGCUUGGAGGCUAUGUUGUUUGCCAUUGAUGAAAUCAACAGAGACAAUUACUUGCUCCCAGGAAUUAAGCUUGGAGUUCAUAUUUUGGACACAUGUUCAAGGGAUACAUACGCGUUAGAACAGUCUCUGGAGUUUGUCAGGGCAUCUUUGACUAAAGUGGACGAAGCGGAGUAUAUGUGCCCCGAUGGAUCUUAUGCCAUUCAAGAAAACAUUCCGUUACUCAUUGCAGGUGUCAUAGGUGGUUCUUAUAGCAGUGUCUCCAUACAGGUUGCAAAUUUGCUGAGGCUAUUCCAGAUCCCCCAGAUCAGCUAUGCUUCCACCAGUGCCAAGCUGAGUGACAAGUCCCGCUAUGAUUAUUUCGCAAGGACGGUCCCCCCCGACUUCUAUCAAGCAAAAGCAAUGGCUGAGAUUUUACGGUUCUUCAACUGGACCUACGUGUCAACGGUUGCCUCAGAAGGAGACUAUGGAGAGACAGGGAUCGAAGCCUUUGAACAGGAGGCUCGCCUCCGGAACAUCUGCAUUGCCACCUCAGAGAAGGUUGGCAGGUCCAAUAUCAGGAAGUCCUAUGACAGCGUGAUCAGAGAGCUGCUCCAGAAACCCAACGCAAGGGUGGUCGUGCUCUUCAUGCGAAGCGAUGACUCUCGGGAGCUCAUUGCUGCCGCUAACCGAUUCAACGUUUCCUUUACGUGGGUCGCCAGUGAUGGGUGGGGGGCCCAGGAGAGCGUUGUCAAGGGCAACGAGCACGUAGCUUAUGGAGCAAUAACCCUGGAACUUGCUUCCCACCCAGUUAAAGAGUUUGACAGGUACUUCCAAAGCCUCAAUCCUUAUAAUAAUCAUCGCAAUCCCUGGUUCAGGGACUUUUGGGAGCAAAAAUUCCAGUGCAGUCUCCAGAACAGAAAGCCGCACAGAAAAGCUUGUGACAAACACUUAAAUAUCAACAGUUCCAAUUACGAGCAGGAAUCCAAGAUCAUGUUUGUGGUGAAUGCUGUGUACGCGAUGGCCCACGCCUUGCACAAAAUGCAACGGACACUGUGCCCCAACACCACCAAACUGUGUGAUGCCAUGAAACUUCUGGAUGGCAAGAAGCUGUAUAAAGAUUACCUACUGAAAGUUAACUUCACAGCUCCAUUUAACCCUCCCAAUGCUGCGGACAGCGUGGUCAAAUUUGACACCUAUGGAGAUGGGCUAGGCCGAUACAACGUGUUCAAUUUCCAGUACGCCGGAGGCAGAUAUUCCUACCUGAAGGUCGGUCACUGGGCAGAAAUCUUGUCACUGGACGUAGACUCCAUUCACUGGUCCAGAAGCUCUGUCCCCACUUCCCAGUGUAGUGACCCCUGUGCUCCUAAUGAAAUGAAGAACAUGCAGCCCGGAGACGUCUGCUGUUGGAUCUGCAUUGCCUGUGAGCCCUUUGAAUACUUGGCUGAUGAAUUUACCUGUGCAGACUGCGGGUCUGGGCAGUGGCCCACUGCUGACCUAACUGGCUGCUAUGACCUACCAGAAGACUAUGUCAAGUGGGAAGAUGCCUGGGCAAUAGGCCCUGUUACCAUUGCAUGUCUGGGUUUUAUUUGUACCUUCAUGGUCGUGGCAGUCUUUAUCAAGCACAACAACACUCCCCUGGUCAAAGCUUCUGGCCGUGAACUGUGUUACAUAUUACUCUUCGGGGUCUUCCUGUCUUACAGCAUGACCUUCUUCUUCAUAGCCAAGCCUUCUCCGGCCAUCUGCACCUUACGCCGUUUGGGGCUGGGAAGUUCUUUUUCAGUUUGCUAUGCUGCCCUCCUGACAAAGACAAACUGCAUAGCCAGAAUAUUUAACGGUGUGAAGAAUGGUGCUCAACGGCCUAAAUUCAUCAGCCCCAGCUCUCAGGUCUUCAUCUGCCUGAGCCUCAUCUUGGUACAGAUUGUGGUGGUGUCUGUGUGGCUCAUAGUAGAGUCUCCGGGCACCAGACGGUAUACUCUUCCUGAGAAAAGGGAGACUGUCAUAUUGAAAUGCAACGUCAAAGAUUCCAGUAUGUUAAUCUCCUUAACAUACGAUGUAAUCCUUGUAGUCUUAUGCACUGUAUAUGCUUUCAAAACAAGGAAGUGCCCAGAGAACUUCAACGAAGCCAAGUUUAUCGGUUUCACAAUGUACACAACGUGCAUCAUUUGGCUGGCCUUCCUCCCCAUAUUUUAUGUGACAUCUAGUGACUACAGAGUGCAGACCACGACCAUGUGCAUCUCUGUCAGUCUGAGUGGCUUUGUUGUGCUCGGCUGUUUGUUUGCGCCCAAAGUGCACAUCAUCCUCUUCCAGCCACAGAAGAACGUGGUCACUCACAGACUCCAUCUCAACAGGUUCAGCGUCAGUGGGACAGGAACCACUUAUUCCCAGUCAUCUGCUAGUACGUACGUUCCGACAGUCUGCAAUGGACGGGAAGUCCUAGAUUCUACCACCUCAUCUCUGUGAUUGUGACUCGCAGUUCAGUUCUCGAGCUUUUAGACUGUUAGACAAAAUUUGCACAUGUUGUGCACUCCAGAAAAAAAACAAAAAACAAAACUAGUACCUUUUUUAGAAACCGUAUAAUAAAUUAUUUUUGAGGACUGUACAGUAUAUAGUGACGUUCUAGAACUUUUUAGACUGAUUUUAGCGCCUCUGUUAUUAACAGUUCUAAGGGACAUGUAAAUAACCAUGGUUUACAGCGCACAUAUUUCUGCAGUGUUGACUCAGAAGUGGGAGAGUGAUUUGCUGCAAGCACAGUUGCAGUGUUAGGUGACUUUCUUUCCUAUGAAAUUUUUUGUAGCUUCUUGUUGUAAUUAACUUAGACUGCAUUUCUAUGUUAUAUAUAACAGUUACAUUAUGUGUAACAGAUUGUUUUCUCAGCACAAAACAGCAGUAUUAAUGUAAAGAUGCCAAUAAUAAAACUGUAAACAUUUGUCUCCGUGGUUGUCUUCCCUUCAUGGUAAUUAUGAUUCAAAGACAAUGGGCUAGAUCCUCAGCUGACAUGAACUCGCACUGUUCCACAUUCUGGCUCCGUGACUUUAAUUAGAG